AACAAAAACAUAUAUAACUGUUACAUUAAAUAGCACGUUAUUACAACAUUGCCGUAGCUUUUGUUUAGUUAGCUAAAUUUAAAGAAAAAAUACGCACGUAUUUGUUUCAAAACACGCAGUCGUGAACGCAAACUUUUUUUAAAUUAUUUUUGUUUACAGUGACGCACCAAUUCUGCGACAAUCCAGGCGAAGGCAUCAUGGCGGCCCCUAUUGAGAAGAAGCGUGGUCUUGAACAUUUGGACGAAUAUGAGCCAAAACCUGCCAAACAUCUCCGCAGCCUGCACGACCGCAUGGCAGAGAGGAGGCUGGUUGUUAUUCUGGAGGGAGCGUCGUUAGAAACCGUGAAGGUCGGAAAAACCUUUGAGCUGUUAAACUGUGACCAACACAAAAAUAUGAUCGUCAAAAGUGGAAGGAAUCCGGGACAUAUAAGACCAGACAUCACACAUCAGUGUCUACUCAUGUUGAUGGACAGCCCACUGAACAGGGCAGGCCUGUUGCAGGUUUACAUCCAUACAGAGAAGAACGCUUUGAUAGAAAUCAACCCACAGACCCGCAUCCCUAGAACUUUUACUCGCUUCUGUGGCCUUAUGGUUCAGCUGCUGCACAAGCUGAGUGUCAGAGCUUCUGACGGCCCUCAGAAACUUUUGAGAAUGAUUAAAAACCCAGUGUCUGACCAUCUGCCUCCCGGCUGCCCCCGCAUGUCCACCUCCUUCUCUGCUGCUGGAGAUGCCAUCUGUCCUCGGUCUUUGGUGCCAGAGGGACCGGCUGCAGUGGUGAUUGGAGCCUUUGCACAUGGAGCGGUGAAUGUGGACUAUACAGAGAAGACGGUGUCCAUCAGUAACUACCCUCUCUCUGCGGCACUGACCUGUGCUAAAAUGUGCUCUGCCUUUGAGGAAGUGUGGGGUGUCCUGUGACAAACGGUCAAUAAUCUUCUGGUGUUGACCCGGCAGAGACAGUAUGGACUUUUUUUAAUGGACUAGGAAUGGAUAUGAUGUCCAUUCCACAUGGACCACAGACAUGUAUCCUGUUAUACACUGAAUGUGUAUACUUGUAUGAUGGUGUUUGGCCACCAUGUGAAAAAACAACAAGUUUAUGUACCAAGUGUUCCUUUUUCAUUGUGUGGCUGUAUUUUAUACCAUUAUCAAUUGCACCAUUUACUGAGUUUUGGAUAAUCAAUCAAUACAGUUGCAUUAAAAUAUUUGACUAAA
Messenger RNA from Cyclopterus lumpus (lumpfish), 1208 nucleotides. It is a transcript of the gene emg1, whose product is annotated as EMG1 N1-specific pseudouridine methyltransferase. Gene Ontology annotation, cellular component: nucleolus; small-subunit processome. Gene Ontology annotation, biological process: rRNA base methylation. The record is from RefSeq and is a predicted model, not a curated record. Gene Ontology annotation, molecular function: rRNA binding; rRNA (pseudouridine) methyltransferase activity. The transcript has 5 exons. The coding region runs from base 198 to 914 and encodes 238 amino acids. NCBI's taxonomy places the organism in Eukaryota, Metazoa, Chordata, Actinopteri, Perciformes, Cyclopteridae.